Messenger RNA from Linnemannia hyalina, 2007 nucleotides. Lineage: Eukaryota; Fungi; Mortierellomycota; Mortierellomycetes; Mortierellales; Mortierellaceae. The record is from the annotation of a GenBank genome assembly.
AUGUCUUCUACUUUACGCGUCGGAAUCCUCACAAUUAGCGACACCGCAUUCCAAGACCCUGCCGCAGAUACUAGCGGACCCUCUCUUUGCCGCCUGGUCGAAGCUGAGCCUCGAUACACAGUUGAGGUCACCGCCUGCAUUCCUGACGACCACAAGGUCAUCCAAAAGACUGUUACCGCCUGGUGCGACGACCUCGAUCUGCACCUGGUUCUCACGACUGGUGGGACUGGAUUUGGAGUCCGGGACUGUACCCCAGAGGCGGUGUUGCCCCUCUUGGACAGACAGACGCCUGGAAUCUCUCACUUAAUCUUUGCUAAGUCCAUCCAGAUCACACCAUUUGCAGCCCUCAGCAGAGCAGUUUCAGGAAUUCGAGGUCAGACUCUAGUAUUGACAUUCCCUGGAAGCCCCAAGGCUGUCAAGGAGAACUUUGAAGCUGUUGCGAAGUUGCUUCCACAUGCAAUUGAUCUGGCAAGAGGUGGCACUGGCAAGAAGACACACGAAAAGAUGCAGGGUGGUCCAAGACCCUCUGGAGUCGCGCCUACCGCCACUGAAGAGAAGGGUCAGACAGAGUCGUCGCAUAGCCAUGGACAUGGGCAUGGUCGCGGACACGGACACGGACAUGGAGGACACACAUGCUUCCACCACAGCGAUAGAGAAGCAAAAACCGAUGCCGCAUCACUCGGUCUUGGAACACCUGUGUCGAGGAGGCUGCGCAAGUCGCCAUACCCAUUGAUCCCCAUGGAGCAGGCCUUGUCAUCCGUAAUGGACCGCGUCGUUCCUCUGUCCUCUGUACAGAAACCAGUUGACGGAUCACUGAUUGGCGCAGUUUUGGAUGAGGAUGUGGUCGCGGUCGAGGCUGUUCCGGGAUACCGCGCUUCGAUCCUAGAUGGCUAUGCUGUUAUUGACACGGAUGGUCCAGGGCAGUACCCUGUUACUGCUGUGUCGAUCGCAGCAGCGUCAUCGGACGGAUCGGCGACGACGCUACUUCCAGGACAGAUCGCGAGAAUUACGACGGGAGGUGCCUUGCCUGAAGGAGCAACUGCUGUUGUCAUGGUCGAGGAUACGUUGCUUGUCAAGUCCUCAGAGGAUGGCACACAUGAGGAGACUGUCGAGAUCCUCGCCAAAGUCCGCAAGGGAGAGGCCAUUCGGGAAAUUGGAUCCGAUAUUCAGGUUGGUCAAACUGUGCUCAAGAAGGGACAAGUCAUCUCCGCAGUUGGUGGCGAAAUCGGCGUUUUGGCCUCGAUUGGAGUCCAAAAGGUACUCGUUCGCCAGCGCCCUGUGGUUGGAUUUUUGUCGACAGGGAAUGAAGUGGUUAACCACGACAAUGGAGAGGAGUUGAAGAUGGGACAGAUCCGUGACAGCAACCGACCAACACUUAUUGCCGCAACCAAGGCUGCAGGGUUCGACUUUCUCGACUUGGGCAUUGCCCCUGACAGCCCAGAGGAUCUCGAGGCGGCCAUAAAGGGCGGAUUGGCGAAAUGCGAUAUUGUAGUGACGACAGGAGGAGUGUCGAUGGGUGAGAUGGAUCUCCUAAAACCUAUUCUUGAACAAAAACUCGGAGCUACGAUCCACUUCGGCCGUAUCAUGAUGAAACCAGGUAAACCUACUACAUUCGCAACGGUCCCCAACCCCAACGGGGGACAGCCUAGGCUGCUGUUUGCUUUGCCUGGUAACCCAGUCUCGGCCACCGUCACCUUCCAUCUCUUUGUCUUGCCCGCACUUCGCAAGUUGGCAGGCUAUGAGAAGUACAUGUGGCCCAGUGUCCAAGCGGCGGUCGCACACGAUGUUCGGUUGGAUGAGCGACCAGAGUACCAGCGAGCAGUCGUCUCGGUGACACCGGAAGGCACCAUCAAAGUCCAGUCGACCGAUAAGAACCAAAUGAGUAGCCGAAUGGUGAGCAUGCUCGGCGCAAACAGCCUUAUGGUCCUCCCUGGACGGACGGCCGAACGGGACUCUGUCUCGAUGGGCCAGAAGAUAGAGUGUCUUUUGAUUAGCAACCUUGGCUAA